GACCGAAGUACAAGGAGUUUAGCACCAUUUUCGGGCUCGGGAAUUCUCUGGUCUGUUGCCUCUCUUCCCACUUCUCACCGCUGAAUCUCAACGGCCAUUAUUAUUUUGAUUUUAUUUUGAAUUGUUUCUCCCAUUACCUCAUGACGGAUGCCUCCUCCUACGAACCUUUCAAUUUCGUGUUCCUUCUUCCUCUUCUACCUCUUCUUCCUCUCCGUCGUACCUGACCACUUGCCCUCCAUACUUCCUCCGUUCGGACCCUAGUUAUUCAGCCAUUGUCCCUUAUUGGACCUAUAUCUCUUACCUUUUUCAAUACUUUGCUAUAUAUCAACUUCUCUACACACCUCCUCUCUUUUAGCUUGGACCCCCUCACCUGGAUGGGGCCUCGGAUCGCUUCCGCCGUGCAUGCACAUGGGUUGAUCUGAUCGCACUGCAUUGAGCAUUUUCGUUUAGACUCCGUUCUCAUCGGGUCUAGAGGCACCGUGAUAAGCUGGGGAUCUCUCUUCCUGCAAACAUCGCAAUCAUCCUCGACUUCUCUUGUCCGUCCUACACGAUAACUCAACAUCGUGACUGUUAUACUCAAUCGGUGCCGAGCACUGCAUACUUCUUCCCCUAUUCCCAUACCGAAGAGGUCUUGACCGAAUAAGAACACGCGAAUCAAAAAAAAAAAAAGAUCCAAUAGGAAACCAAAGCAACGAGGCAGAAACGUACACGGAUUCCUGCCUUGACUUCAAGUCAAAGCUCUCUCUAUCUUCCCGUGUUCGGCCCAUAACUUCACCGUGGCGACUCUUGGUCUCAGCGUGUUGACUGCGCCUUAUUCGAGGCCGCUUCAUUUGCCAAAGCUGUCGCAUUCUCCAGAAGACUCCCGUUAUCCGGCAUCCUCCCUCUCUCAUACCCCCGGUGGGACCUCCGGUGAUACAGGGAGAGGGGGGAAUCGGUCAUGCCCUAUUCCCACACCCAUCCAAGCACUUCCGUCUAUGUCGCAGGAGACUCUGCACGCUGGUCCAUUGUCCGACGAUGCGACUCACUCGUCCUCCGAUGACCGCAGUAUGAUUGAUGACUUGACGCUGGGUAAUCGUCAAUCGGCUCGUCGACCGCCGCUGCGCGCGCGGCCACAGUCAUGGCAUCCAUACGGGCCGGUUGAACCACCGCUGGAAGCUUCUUCGUUGGCACGACCCAUCGGCGUUCAUGCUAUUUUGAACCCUCCUGCGCAGGGAACGACGGACCUUGGGAGCAAUGCUGUUCGUGAGAAGUUGACUCGGCCGGGACUAUCAGCUUCGCCCAGGCCACGACAGGGUUCGUCUCCAGCACCUCGCUCGGGGUAUCCGCUUGUACAGCAGCCAUUGUCUCCAAGGUCUCUUCCACGAUCGUUAAUGAACCCCGGGUCACCCUCCGCACGGUUCGUCGGUAGCAGUGGGAGGACAUCCGGCCAGUCGAGCGUGGCUCAUUCCCCACUGGUGCCUCAUGAAACACAUCUGGGUCCGCGCCAACCACCCGUUAGCUCACCUCUCCCACUUGAUGCUAUGCUUCGGCCAAUUACAUCACUACCAGGCACGCAGCCUCCCACCUCCGCAUCAAUACACUCAACACCGAGCAUCCACUCACGGCGCACUAGUACCGGUCCAGGGCUGCUUACCGAUCCGAACUCGCAGGAGACAAGCCCAUCCACACCGCACUCGACGUUUAGCCACUACGGUCGUGCUUCACCAGCCGUCACGAAUGUAUCCAUUCCACCUAGCGCAUAUCCGGCGCCAGCACCCUACAUGACAGUCGAGUCGUUGAAUCGGGGCGUUCCAGCCACGUCUGGGCCACGCAGCAUCCCAGAGGAUAUGACCAGUGGUCCGGGGAUGAUACCAUGCCUGUUGGAUCUGAAAUCCGGUUCCUCCACACAAGCAGAGAAACGCAAGGCCAACAGCGAUGCCUCACGCCGAUUCCGCAACCGCAAGCGCAACGAGAUGCAGCUCGAGCAGCGGCUCAGUGCGCAACAGGAUGAGAUCCAGCGUCAUGCGGAGACUAUCCGGCGACAGAGCGAGGAGAUUCAUUUCCUCGCCUUGCAGAGGGAUCAUUACCGGUCAGAGCGUAAUUUCUUCCGCGAUGCACUUGAUCGCUCGGGGACUACUGUCUAUCCGACGCCGAGGCCGCCUUCGCCACGACCCUCACAGUCGACUCUUGUUCCGGUGUUGGAUACGACUACUUCCGGGACUGCACAGACUUCUGCGGCGGGAUCCGGCCAGGCUGCGUCGAGUCGGGUGGUGGACUCGGCGAGACCACCGGCUCCUUGGCCUGGGACUGGUAGCCCAACCUCGUACUCUCCUGCACCAUCGGCAGGACGGAGUUUACCGCCACAUCCAGGCUCGCAUCCAGGCUCUCAGCCAGUGGCCGGUGUAUCUCUGCCACCUUUUCAAGGAUCAUGGUCACGAUCAUGAUAUCUGAAAGAUGAGAGGGUGAAUAAAAACCUCUUCUGUUCUUUUUCUUAUGUUGUACGUUUCCUAUGUGCUCUAUUAAUAUUUUCCCCUCCCUCCCAUAAGGGCAAGCAGCCACUGGCAUGGCUGCACUGCGACUUGCCCAGCAUUAGAGACCGUGUGUUCCACCUUUUUUCCCUUGUAUAUGUGCCUCGGGCUUCUGGUCCGGUGUAUAUUCUUAGUAUAUCUUGUUUCGUGGGUGCCUUCGUUUUGGAUACUGGUGCAAGCAUAUGGAUACUGAAUGUUAUCGGUAUCUAUCGAUUUCCGUUCUUCACCUUCUGGGCUAUUCCGGUGUUUCUCUGGUUUGCAUUCGAUUUCAUCUACAAAAAGCCGUCUCCUACAUUCUCCGAUUUACAGAGAGAAGCUCUGCACAUCCCGUUGCGCGUUUGCCUACUAUUCGGUGUCUAGUUUGCACAGCGGUGAUACCUCCAUUGGCGAUACUGAGUACUAUUGUCCUGUUCUUUGAAAUUUCUGGGUCUUUUUAUCCUUGUUUCCUGUCUAUCUACUAGAACUAUGCUCGUGCGUGCGAGCACUCCAGUUUCACUUGGCGGUCUAAUCAUAUGACCUGGGAUAUAGAGCUGAUUCCUACAAUACACACUUCAUUCGAUAAGUUCGUCUCUAUCUACACGUUGAGUGGUGCUGUAUGUGCAUCUGAGAGGUAUAUACAUCCAAGCAUCGCCAGGGUAACCAUCUUAUCGACGCUCUUAAUUGAAGUCCAGGGAGGGAUCGGCAAUCAAU
Molecule: messenger RNA, 3197 nt
Organism: Penicillium brasilianum
Lineage: Eukaryota; Fungi; Ascomycota; Eurotiomycetes; Eurotiales; Aspergillaceae
Source: the annotation of a GenBank genome assembly